This is a messenger RNA of Theobroma cacao (cacao), 1050 nucleotides long. The record is from RefSeq and is a predicted model, not a curated record. NCBI's taxonomy places the organism in Eukaryota, Viridiplantae, Streptophyta, Magnoliopsida, Malvales, Malvaceae.
AUGUCGGGAGAUCGCUCUUGGAUGUACCGUCGAUUACAUAAUAGAUUCAUUACAGCUGAAUUUGUAAAUGGAGUUACUGAAUUUAUUAAUUUCGCAUGUUCGAUGACUACAUUUAUGUGGAAGAAUAAAAUUAGAUGCCCUUGCACACGAUCUAGUAACAACAAGUUCUUAGAUAAAGAUAAAGUCACAGAACACCUCCUAAACCGUGGCUUUACUAGGGCUUACACAAUUUGGAGUUUACAUGGGGAAGAUCGUGUUGGACAAUCAUCAAGAAGUAGAUCUAGAGUUGAACCAUCCCUUAGAUUUGAGGGAGAUGCUGCUUUUCGAGAACCUAUCUAUGAAGAUGAAAUAGAAAAUCCAUAUACUAGAAUGGUUAGGGAUGUUAUGCGUCCCGAAGUUACUUUCAACCAUGGUUCUGAAAAUGAGUCUAGCUUUGUGGAAGAAGAUCCCAAUCCAAAUGCAUCUUCCUUUUACUCUUUGUUAAGCAAUGUAGAGGAACCUUUGUGGGUAGGUUGCACAAAGCACACAACACUUUCAGCUGUGUCGCAACUGUUAAAUGUUAAGGCGGAGUACAAUUUGAGUGAAUCAUGUUUUGAUCAACUGUUGGAGAUAAUAAAGAAUAUGUUGCCAUCUGAUGAGAAUUUACUUAUCGACUUUUAUAGAAUGAAGAAGAAGGUAGCAAAGCUUGGUUUCGGAUAUAUCAAAAUUGAUGCUUGUAAGAACAAUUGCAUGUUAUUUUAUGAGCGACUCGCUACAUUUGAGCAUUGUCAGGUAUGUGGACAUCCUCGGUAUAAACAGAGGAAUUCAAGUGUGAGAAGGCAUAAGAAAAUUCCUUACAAGAUUUUGCGUUACUUGCCACUUAUAUCGAGGCUUCAAAGGCUUUAUAUGUCAUGUAAAACUGCUGAACAUAUGACGUGGCAUGCGCAACACCACAGUGAUGAUGGACUCCUUAGACACCCUGUUGAUGGUGAGGCUUGGCAACACUUCAAUCACACACAUGAAUUCUUUGCAAUGGAACCUCGAAAAUGUAAGACUCGGGUUAUGUGCUGA